GGUUGACUUGUGAACAACCAGAGCGUCGAUUUGCUAUGCGCCAGCGUCAGUCAAUUUGCUGUCGUCAAACAGUUGUGAAAGGCUUCGACUGUUUAUCAGUUUGUCCUACAGCUCUCUCUGUUUUUGUAGGUUAAAUGUUUGUCAGCUCAUGACUAUUGUAUUUAUCAUAAUUUUCAGGAACAGUGUAGUCAUCCGCGGACUGAAAGAGUAAACGUUCAGUACUCCUAUAGCGAUUUUAAGAGUUUAUAACUGUAUAACUAACAGCUAUCGCUAGCAGAAGCGUGAUUAGCGGUUAGCUGACAUUUCACGGAGGUUUGCAGGAGGACUGCAUAUGUCACAUCCUCUCCACUGGUAAGAAAAUCACAGUUUUAUUAACUACAGUUGGCAGUUCACUGUGCAAGGCAAUUACUUUUAGUGAGUUAGUAUUAUGAACCCCAUGUGCCAGCUUAGCCUAGCCUUGUUAUCACAACCUUAGGUAACUCAGCUCCAUGCUGGUGUCUAUGCAAGUGGUCUUAUACCCCGACUCAGCUUUAUAGUGUAUCCACUUUUGUUUACAUUGGUUCAGACUGUUGAGUGGACUUGCAAAAAUCUUUCUAAACCAAGAUGGUGUUUGGUAAUUGUCCCUCUUCCUCUGCCUUUCUGUGUCUGCAGGUAAGUGUCCACAAAGCCCAGCACCACUAUGACAGCUCAGGAGGGAGAGGGAUGGGGAGGCCUUAGUAUCCUUCAGAGGACAUGUCCAUGGCUCACUUCAUGCUUUUCAAAGUCAACAGAGUCUAUGAAAUUUAUAAAACUGUUUGUCUAUAAAGGCCAAAGAGGUUAAAAAAAUGUUUUGGCUGAAACUUGUCAGGUACAAAACAAGUUUUACCUUUCUGGCCUCUAUGAACGAACCGUUCUAUAAAUUUAUCAUAAACAGGAACCUCUUAAGUAUAAAGUCUAUGAAAGUACUGCUUAAAGAGGUAUUCCAGUGUAAAAUUAAGUUAGGGUCAAACACACAGUCGAGAGAUGAAUGUUGCCAACCGCUCACCCAAAAAGCCGCCCUAUAGCCACAAAUAAUGCUCAGAACAGCACCUAACUUCAUCAAGAGUACAUAUAGGGUCCCAGCCAUAGUACUAGUCACCAAACAUCUUUUUAACUUUGCCUAAUUUCUUGAGCUAAGAGAUUCACCCACUCUCUUCCAGCUGCAGCAUGUUUGUAUAGAGACCUCCGGGUGAGUCCAUCUUUUUAGCUUUGCCUGAUUUCUUUAGCAAAGAGACCAAACACAACUCACCUACUCUCCUUCAGCAGCCGCAUGUUUGUAGCGAGACUUUGAGCCAAUCCAUUACGGACGGCUGUGGGGUGCACAGCUCAAGGAGGAACAUUUAUGAUCGUUACUUUAUCAUUUUCUUGAAGUAGUAAUCAUCAUAUUGAUCAUUUUGCACUGCAGACGCGGUAGUUCUUCUGCCUUAGCGUCUCGGUCUGAUUGCAUUUCCAUGAGCACUAACUGAAUUUUACACUGAAAUAUCCCUUUAAAUGAUAUGACUAGUUGGUUGAUUUAAAAGUGGUUACCAGGAGUAUAAAUGAUAAGUUUGUGUCAAAGUUUAUACAUUUCUUAAAUCAGUAAUCAGACAACUUCGACUGUCUCUAUGAAGACUUUGAUGCUUUAUAUUUCUGUAAACUAUCUUUGCACUUGGAAAAUAUGACGUUUUGUUAGAGUUUGUGUAAGGAUAAAGAUAUAAUCAAUACUUUUAAUAUAACUAUCAAUGAGGAAGAAAAAUAGCAUUUGUGGCUUUGAUCUUGAAAUAUGAUUUUCGUCACAAAUUAUUGUGCACAUUUGGUGCCGUUGGUGUCCUAAUGCAACAUGAUACCAUCUUUACGGUGAUUUUUAGCAGCAGGUUUAAACUCAGUGCUCUUCAGUCUGUGCUCCUUUUGUUUGUGGCUUUUCAGUCUUGCUGCUGUGGCACAGUAAGCCCUUAACUCAGCAUGCACCCUGACCUGUCCCCACACCUGCACACUGAUGAGUGUAAUGUCCUGAUAUCUCAGCUGAGGCAGUGCCACACUGAAGUAAGUCACUUUAUGAAUUUUUUUCAUCAAAUGAGUCUUAACACACAGAGAGCAAAAUCCUCAAACUGUCUGUUGUAUCAUCUGCAGCACAGUUUCCUGAAGUUCUUCGGUACCUGCAAUGAUUUAGACCGGGUUAUGCGUGAGUGCCUGAAGAAAGAGGUAUGUCAGUUAUUUAAUGUACAACACUAGUUUUUGUUAAUUAACUUGAUAAGACAUGAGACGAAAUACUUUAACCACUAAUAGAUGAAGUUUUUUUUUCUCUAUCUUGACCUUCGUCUUCUUUGUCCCAACAGAGACUGGAAAAGCGAGAGCGCAGUAAACAACACGCACGGGAGAUGAAAAGACGUCUGAAAGAAGGACCUAAGGAGCAACUCUGAAGGACAUUCAAUAAUCAUGUCGCCACAGGCACUCCUGUUCAAAUAUAGAGAUGGUGCGACUUUGAAAGAAGCAUCUCUGUAUUUAACAUGUGGUUUUAUUAUGAAGACAGAAGAAGAGUUGUUACCUCUAUCUUGUAAGAUCAAAACUGUGGGGGUUAUAUUAGCAUCAACAGGUCUAAGUAUCAUGUGAAUGUGAACAUUUAACAACAAAAGUAAGGCCCCGUUAUUUAUAUAUUUAAUUGCCAUCAAGACUGCAGGUUUUAUUUAACAGGAGCGUGAGUAUAUGAUGAGUGUUGGGAUCCUACUCCAGCACUGACUCUGUCAUGAUGUGCAGCAUACUCGCACUGUUACUAAAUGUACUUUGGUUUAAAUCCCCCCCAAACACGUUAUAAAAUCUGCUGAAACUUGCAGUGUUAUUAGAACAUUUUAGCCCAACAUGAAAACCAAGGAGUAGGGUGGAUUAAAGCUCACUGUUAGUCUCUCAUUUCCUCUCUGUUAGUUGAACGUUACAGCUCUAUCAGAGAGGUAAGUGCAGCUGAUGGCUGAACCCUUUCAUCAAACCAUUACUUUAUUCAGCAGGACUGCUCAGGAAUAUUCUGGUACCUGAAUUAUUCAUGGUUCAGGCAAAGAGGGUCCAUUUCAGAGAUGCAUCAGAAAGGCAUGUAAAAAAAAUAGCCUGGCUGGACGUCAGGAUACUCUUAGUGUGAGUAACUUAUUCUGGAUUGAGUUUUUCUGUAUGAAUGGAGAAUCAUAUUGAUUCAAUGAGUUCUUUCAAAUAAAGUGAUAUCAUGUGCUGAUGAAA
Messenger RNA from Xyrichtys novacula (pearly razorfish), 3219 nucleotides. NCBI's taxonomy places the organism in Eukaryota, Metazoa, Chordata, Actinopteri, Labriformes, Labridae. The record is from the annotation of a GenBank genome assembly.